Messenger RNA from Trichoderma gamsii, 744 nucleotides. RefSeq names its product short-chain dehydrogenase. NCBI's taxonomy places the organism in Eukaryota, Fungi, Ascomycota, Sordariomycetes, Hypocreales, Hypocreaceae. The transcript has 3 exons. The record is from RefSeq and is a predicted model, not a curated record. The coding region runs from base 1 to 744 and encodes 247 amino acids.
AUGGCCCCCCCUCCCUUCUACGCAGUCAUCUCCGGCGUAGGCUCCGGCACCGGCGCCUCCCUCGCCCGCCGCUUCGCCCAAUCCUACGCCGUCGUCCUCCUCUCCCGCAAGCCCUCCUCCUACGAGUCCAUCGUCGCCGACAUCAAGGCCUCCGGUGGCACCGCCAUCGGCAUCACCGCCGAUGCCACCGACCCGGCUGCUACCGACGCCGCCUUUGCCCAGAUCGCAAAGGAGCUGCCCGACUCGAAGCUCGCCGCGGCCGUGUACAACGGCGGCAGCGGCAUGGCCCGGAAGCCGUUCUUGGAGCUGACGCUGGAGAAUCUGGACGUGAGCCUUCAGGGCGCUGCCAAGGGUCUCUUCAUCUUUGCCCAAAAGACGCUCCCUCUCCUCGUCGACGCCGUCGACUCCUCCCCCAACCCUCCUUCUCUCCUCGUCACCGGCGCCACCGCCUCAGUCCGCGGUUCCGCCUUGUUCGGCACAUUCGCCGCUGGUAAAUUCGCCCAGCGUGCCCUCACCCAGUCUCUAGCCCGCGAGUACGGCCCCAAGGGCGUGCACGUGGCCCUGGCCGUCAUUGAUGGCGGCAUUGAUACCCCCUGGGGCAAGGACAGGCAAUUCAACAACGGCGUGGAGGAUGGCAAGAUUAGCCCUGAUGCUAUUGCCGAGAGUUACUGGCACUUACACUCGCAACACCGAUCUGCUUUCACUCAGGAGCUGGAUAUUCGCCCAUAUGUAGAGAAAUUUUAA